This is a messenger RNA of Perca fluviatilis (European perch), 2720 nucleotides long. RefSeq names its product protocadherin gamma-A5-like. Gene Ontology annotation, molecular function: calcium ion binding. The coding region runs from base 264 to 2720 and encodes 818 amino acids. The transcript has a single exon. Gene Ontology annotation, cellular component: plasma membrane. Gene Ontology annotation, biological process: homophilic cell-cell adhesion. The record is from RefSeq and is a predicted model, not a curated record. NCBI's taxonomy places the organism in Eukaryota, Metazoa, Chordata, Actinopteri, Perciformes, Percidae.
UCUAAGGGACGCUGUUGAUCAGUAAAACAGAGUCUAGUGUUGUUAGGACUGUGAGGAGAGAGGGGGAGAGAAAGAGGAGAGGGAGAAACACUGAAGCGUUCGACGGAUAUACAGGCUCUUUAAAACAGUAUUUUUGUUUGAUAAUAAUCGAUCACUUUUGCUCCAAAGAAUCGCAGCACCUUUGAACUGGAAUGUAUCUUGCGAGUACAUGAUUGACGUUGAGUAUAGUUUGCGGUUACAUUCAGGAUUUUACUCUUAACAACAUGGGGAUACGCCUGCGCCGAUUCGGAAAAUGGCUGAUGUGUUGUACUAUUACAUGGCAACUGUUCAUUUUUGUCUUCAUGAUUUCCACUAUCAAUGGUCAAAUCCGUUAUUCAAUACCGGAGGAGAUGAAGAAAGGUUCUCUUAUCGGUAAUGUAGCACAAGACCUUGGUUUGGAUCUGAAAAGGCUCCGCUCUGGUCGGGCCCGUAUCGUGACCGGAGAAAACCAUCAGUAUGCUGAGCUGAAAACAGACAAAGGGAUUCUAGUCGUGAAUGAGCGAAUCGACAGAGAAGAGCUUUGUGGAGACGUAACACCGUGCAGCUUUAGCUUCGAAAUUAUUUUGGAAAAUCCAAUUGAACUGCACAGGGUGACAGUAGAAAUAUUAGACGUAAAUGAUCAUGCGCCUACUUUCAAAAAUAAUGUAAUUAAUCUAGAAAUCAGUGAAUCUGCAACAACAGGAUCUCAUUUCGAUUUAGAAAGCGCCUAUGACCCCGAUACGGGCAUUCACAGCUUGCAAAAAUAUGUUUUAUCCCCUAAUGAUAAUUUCGUUUUGAAGCAACACUCCAACGCUGACGGAAUCAAAUUCGCCGUGAUGAUUUUACAGAAGCCGCUAGACAGAGAGUUUAACUCACACCUCUCUUUAAAGCUGAUUGCAGUAGACGGAGGAGCUCCACAGAGAUCUGGUACCACAAAUGUAGAGAUCACUGUUCUUGACGCCAAUGACAAUCCUCCUGUAUUUAAUCAAUCACUUUAUACUGCAACUGUGACAGAAAAUGCACCCAUAGGAACCUAUAUAACUACUGUGAAUGCUUCAGAUGCCGACAGUGGGUCUAAUGGCUUGGUCACAUAUACUUUUUCUAAUGUAAAGGGAAACUCUGGCGAACAUUUUCAAAUUGACAGUGUAUCUGGCAAAAUAACUGUGGCUGAUAUAAUUGAUUUCGAAAAAGACAAAAAAUACGAAAUAAGAGUGAUUGCCAAAGACCAGAGUAGCCUGAGUGAUGCAACAAAAGUUGUCAUUGAGGUCACUGACAUGAAUGAUAAUGCUCCAGUUAUAAAUAUAAUGUCCUACUCCAGCCUGAUUUCAGAGGAUGUCCCUCCAGGCACGACUAUAGCUGUUUUUAAUGUUAAAGAUGCAGACUCUGAAAGAAAUGGUCAGAUAACGUGCUCAAUAGAUUAUGAUCUUCCCUUUAAAAUCCAGUCUUCUUUGACAAAUUAUUACAAUUUGCUUUCUGAUGCACCUUUUGAUCGUGAAACGAAGCCAGAAUACAACAUAACCAUAACGGCAACUGAUUCAGGGUCACCCCCACUUUCUACUAAAACAACUUUACACUUAAAGAUCUCUGAUGUAAACGACAAUGCUCCGCUCUUUACUAAACCAAAUUAUUCUGCCUAUAUCGUUGAAAAUAAUGUCCCUGGGAUGUCAAUAUUCAGUGUAAGCGCACAAGAUUCUGACUGGAAUCAAAACGCAAGAAUAUCAUAUUUUCUAGAGGACUCGCAGGUCAGUGGUAGCCCAAUUUCUUCUUAUGUGUCCAUAAACUCUGAAACUGGAGUUCUACAUGCUGUGCGCUCAAUUGAUUAUGAACAGAUCAAGCAGCUUGUGUUCACUGUCAAAGCGCAGGAUGGAGGCUCUCCUCCACUUAGUAGCAAUGUGACUGUGAAAAUACUGAUCCAGGACCAGAACGACAACCCUCCUCAGGUUCUGUACCCAGUCCAGACUGGUGGCUCUCUGGUGGCUGAAAUGGUGCCUCGUUCAGCAGAUGUGGGCUAUCUGGUCACUAAAGUGGUGGCUGUUGAUGUGGACUCUGGACAGAAUGCCUGGCUCUCCUAUAAACUACAGAAAGCCACAGACAGGGCGCUGUUUGAAGUGGGCUUACAGAAUGGAGAAAUAAGAACUAUCCGCCAAGUCACUGAUAAAGAUGCUGUGAAACAAAGACUGACUGUUAUAGUGGAGGACAACGGGCAGCCCUCUCGUUCAGCUACAGUCAUUGUUAACGUGGCGGUGGCGGACAGCUUCCCUGAAGUGCUGUCUGAGUUCACUGACUUUACACACGACAAGGAGUACAAUGACAACCUGGCUUUUUACUUAGUGUUGGCUUUGGCUGUAGUUUCCUUCCUCUUCAUCACGUGUUUAGUGGUUAUUAUAUCAGUGAAAAUCUACAGGUGGAGACAGUCUCGCAUCCUGUAUCACUCCAAUCUCCCUGUGAUUCCAUAUUAUCCACCACGUUACUCAGACACUUUGGGGACAGGGACUCUCCAACACGUGUACAAUUACGAGGUGUGCAGGACGACUGACUCCAGAAAGAGUGACUGUAAGUUCGGCAGAGCUGGUAGUCAGAACGUGCUGAUAAUGGACCCCAGUUCUACAGGGACGAUGCAGCGGAUACAGAGUGAAAAGAGCAUCCUGGAUGAACCAGACUCUCCUCUAGAGGUUGGCUUUGUUUUUUAUAAAGUUCUAUGA